Messenger RNA from Oncorhynchus tshawytscha (Chinook salmon), 3917 nucleotides. Its product is annotated as cytospin-A-like. The transcript has 11 exons. Lineage: Eukaryota; Metazoa; Chordata; Actinopteri; Salmoniformes; Salmonidae. Gene Ontology annotation, molecular function: protein binding. The record is from RefSeq and is a predicted model, not a curated record. Bases 1258 to 3093 code for a protein of 611 amino acids.
GUCUCGGAUUUACAUCUACUAUGUUUAAAAUCCACGAGACCAGGCUGCAGGCAUAACUGGACUGCAUUGUCAUUCUCAACCUAGAAUUGCAUCACAAUUCAUGAUAUCCUCCUCUCUCAACCACUCUAAACUUGGACAUAUUUAUAAACACAUUCCCAGUGAAAUAAAUGAGCCUGAGCUCUGGGAUACAACUUUUCGCAGAAGGACAGUAGGCUACCUUGCACGGAGCAGCUUAGUCCAGCCCUUUUCUUUUCCCAGUUUGCCGCAUUAGAAUCGAGUUCCUAGCAAGACCCAACAUUAUCUUGGGCCGCUCUGUAGUGUAUCCGGCUCUCCCCUGCACUCGCGUUUCAACAACAGCAGCAAACAGCCUCAAGCCUGUCUCUGAUUAUUGAAGCAACAGAAAUAGGGGUAAACGGAGAAAAAUGCGGUGAAGCAGAAAAAGAGAGACAACUGGAGUAUUUUAUCGGGCGGUACGUGGGGAUAUCAAGGUGGGUGGUUGAUUGCAUUGCAAUAGCCUACGGUGUUUGCCUGAUUCCAGCAGCCCCGCACAGCGAUAUUGUUUUAUGCAGGGAUAGACGCAAAUAGUAUGUGCAUUUCUGUGUCUUGUUAUUGCAUAUCCCUCUCUCUUAUAGCCUAGCCUUGUACAGAACCGAGUUCUGUACAUCAUAUCAGGGUUUCUUUCAUUCAGAAUCUGCUCUCUGUUCAGAGUUUUACUGUAGCCUUAUUGCCAUGCCUAACAAUUAGACACUUGUAUUCAGCAGGCAUUUCUUCUGCAAGACCACACACACCCGUGGAUAAACCUAAGCAGCUGCCAUUCCAUUGAUCAGGCAACCUAUUAAUUCCACAUGAAACCCAAGGGGGACUGUCAGGUUCUCUUUCCAUCACCUACUUGUAUGAUUAAUCUAAUGCUACACUGGACACGAUGAUGGUGAACAUCCUGUAGGGAUAUGCACAUCCCAGCAGUCAUCCCUGUGCUCAAUUAGCUUGCAGCAUUUUAAGUAUGGGUCAAUGCUCUAGAUCACUUGUCAACAAACAUGGUUUGCCACUGUAGUCAGAGGGUACCUGCUCCAUUAAAGGAGAAUUUAGCAGUGUUAGCCAUACUUGUGUUAAAAGAUUUGUGGACUGAGCAUUCGCUGUACUUCUAGGUGUGUUACUCCCCGUCCACUCUGCGGCGGAUCCAAGAGAGAGCACCGGAGGGGAGAGCGAGGGGCGCUGGGACACAUAGUCACGUUGCUUCCACUCUGCACCUGCUGCAUCAUGGGUAACGUCGCUGGCAAGGACGACCAUGGCCCUACAGGGUCUCAUUUAGAUCUGUUCCACACUCCUCCCUCCUCCCCCUCUGAUUCUGACCUGGCUGCAGCUCUGGCCUUGGCUCCAGCUGCGGCUCAGCUGCUGCAGCAGGGGACACCGUCCUCUGGGGCUACCGGAGGUAUCGUCUGCCAGGGUGGAGCUUCCCCCUCCACCAACUCCAAUUGGAGCCACACGCUGUCUGUCCCGCCAGAAUGGGCUGUGAUUAGCCUAGAGAGUGGUGCAUCGACGCAGGGAACAGGGGUGGAAAUGGACGGUGAAAGGCGACCAAGGAGGUGCUCCAGCAGCCACAACAACCACAGCAGCAGCCCUGUUUCCCCAGCCCAAGAGUCUCCGUCGGAUCGUAGCCCUUUGGAGCAGAGCUGGCAGGACCGGGACAGUGGGCUGGAGCCCCAGGCAGGGCCAGAGAGGGCUAGGGAGGAGAUGGCCCUGGCUCUGCUGAACCUGCUGGAACAUCACAGGUCCACACUGGGGCUCAGUCCCGGCCUGGACGCGCCAGCAGGAGCAGCCGAGCUGCUGAGGCGGUUGAUGGUGGAGAGAGAGGUGCUGGUUGAGGAGGUGCGCAGCCUGAAGGACACACUGAGGACUGAGCGAGCUGAGUGGCACCAGUUCCAGUGCGAUCUGCAGGUGGCGGUGUCUGUGGCCGACCGGCUGCGCAUGGAGGCGGAGGAGACUCUGGGCAACCUCAGAGAGAGCCACGGGGAACUGGAGGGCCAGCUGGCCCAGGCCCACUGCAGACAGCAGGACACAGACAGGGAACUGGAGAGCCUGAGUGCUGAACACAGAGAGGCCUGUCACAGACUGUCUGCUCUCACCCUGGAACACCAACGUACCAUGGCUGAGCUGGAGACACUGAGACGCAUGCAGACAGAGAGAGGGAAGGACUCACACAGUCACAGAGAGAUGGAGGGAAGAGACACAGAAGAGAGGCCGGCUGGUGAAGACAUAAAUGAGGUGGAGGCGCUGGAUGGGGAGGAAAGAGAGGAUUCAGAAAGGGAAGUGGAAGGAGAGAAAAUAAUAAAUAGUGAGGGAGUGGAUAUUAAGAUGGGAGGGCAGUCUCCUGAGGAGCUUGUUAGUGGAGGGGAGAACCUGCUCAAAGGGAAGGGGGUGGCAGAGACGUACCUACGGAAUUUGGUUGCAGCUGGAGAGAAGGGGUGCGGCUUAAGAGAUCCACGGAGGAUCGUGAUGAUGUCAGAGCGUUCCAGGAGCCUCUCUCGACUUCCCCUGCCCACGGACUCUCUCCCUGCACAGAAGGGUAGCUCCCAGACCACCACUAGUACAACACUGCCUCUAUGCAAGAAAGAAGAGCCAGCCAAAGGGAGAAGGAUGGACCGCAUACUGCAAACACAGGACACCUGGUCCAGCUUCUAUACAAAAAAACAGGAGGAGGACCAGAACGCAGACCCACCAUCCUCGUUCAGACCUCAGGAUGGUUUCAGUAUGCUGCUGCGACGUCAUGGAGGCUCCAGGCGGAACUCACUCCUGCGCUGGUGUCAAAGCCGCACCCAGGGCUACAAGAAUAUUGAGAUCACCAACUUCAGCAGCAGCUGGGAGGACGGUCUGGCUUUUUGUGCUGUGUACCACACCUAUCUACCCACACACAUACCAUACAGCAGUCUCAGCCCAGGAGACAAGAGUGAGAACCUGGGCCUUGCCUUCCAGACUGGGGGAAGUGUAGGAAUCACAUCCACACUGACUGUGGAAGAGAUGCUGAGACCAGGUGGGCCCGACUGGCAGAGGGUCCUGGGGUACGUUGAAAGCAUGUUUCGUCACUUUGAGAUGUGAGGUCAUUUUCCUUCUGGCUUCCCUCCCAAACUCAACAUCUAACUGGUCUGCCACCACCAGUCUGGUUCCUUUUCUUGCAUCAUGAACUGAACUGAGACCGCUGAUUGGCCGAAUUGACUGACGCACCACUAGGGAUUGUAGGACAACUGUUGGAAAUUAUUUCUACUUCAGCUUCACUCUCCGUGUGGACUCCUGCUGUCGGCCAUUGGUUGUAGGUGCACUGUGGAUGGAAGUGAGGUUUUUAGGCUGAGCGCUGUUCUUUUGUUAAAUUUCACGGUGAUUGCACUGAAUAUGAGAAGCCAUUGGAAAUGAGAACACAAGCAGCACCAUAAAUGAGGAAAUUGUGGAUGUGACUAUCUGAGGACUACAGUAUAUUCUAGACAAAUUGCACCAGGAAAAUGUAUCAGACUUCAAGUUUAUCACUUUGGGUGCGACUGUUCUUUGUUGCACUUAUUCUAAUGCCUUUUUAUUUAAGCACUUUAUCAACAAUAGGAAAUCAGUUUUUAACUGGAAGAUUUUUAUUUUGUGGACACACUCUGCCAUGUUUCACAUUCUUUAUCAGACUUUAUUUGCUUAGAAAUGUUGGGAUAUUUAUGUAGCCAUAAGUAGUAUUCUAAUGUCUAUGAACCUCAACUCAAAGCACAAAGAGGAGCCAGAUGACUUGAAUGAGUUCAUUUAGUGGCGCUGCAUCACAACCGGGAUCAACCAAGAGUGACUGCCUUUUGAGGAAAUGUAUAUACAGAACUGUCUAAUUAAGCAAUAAGGCCCGGGGGGGGGUGUGGUAUGGCCAAUAUACCAUGGCUAAGGGCUGUUCUUAGGCACAA